Messenger RNA from Diachasma alloeum, 940 nucleotides. Its product is annotated as granzyme B. Gene Ontology annotation, biological process: proteolysis. The transcript is spliced from 4 exons. Lineage: Eukaryota; Metazoa; Arthropoda; Insecta; Hymenoptera; Braconidae. Gene Ontology annotation, molecular function: serine-type endopeptidase activity. The coding region runs from base 68 to 853 and encodes 261 amino acids. The record is from RefSeq and is a predicted model, not a curated record.
GCUUGCAUAAUCAAAACAAUUUCAACGUUCUGAGAAAGAAGAGAAGAAUUCGCUUGUAGCACCGAAUAUGAAAUUUACACGUAUGGGACUACAAUCAGCGUUUCUCUUCUUGACAGUGUUCAAAGGCGUUGAAAUUGCCUGUCAAAUUGACAAUGGACUCGGCGCAACACCGGGACGCUUUCCAUAUCAAGUAUUCAUUACUCAAGACGGCGAAUACAUCUGUGGUGGUGGAAUAAUUGACGCAAUUCAUGUGAUCACGUCAGCUCACUGUGUGGCUGAAGACCCAAGAUACGAACUAGCAGUGAUCGCUGGAGCAAUACAUUUGAAUGACAAUAAUGCAGUCAACAGAAGUGUCAACAGAAUUCAUGUACAUCCAUAUUAUUUCAGUCCACAUAUCGGUCCUCACGCAAUCGGAGGGAAUCCUUCAACGAAUGACAUUGCCGUACUGACCUUAAUUUCACCUUUUCGGUGGGAAAAUCGUAUCAGGCCUAUGGUAUUACCAACGAAUACAGUGGAAGCUACAGACUUCGAGUGCAUAGUUUGUUAUUUCGCUGGAUUGGGGCGAAUAGGACAACUUAGUCCUCAUUCGAGACUGCUGCAGUACAUAGUUAUGAAAAUAUUAACAGCUAGAGAGUGCAGCCGGUGGCAACACGCUCCAGCAGUAAAUGAAUUCUGUGCUCAAGACAUUUUCGUAGCAGCAAGCGGACUCGAAGGAGACAGCGGUGGGGCUAUCGUCUGCAAUGAUGUGGUUGUAGGCAUAUUCAAAGGUUCAGACGAACGUCCAGGCUAUCCACAAAUUUUCACCAGUGUAUAUGCUUAUUUAGAUUUCAUUAAUAUGGCGCGUGAAAACUGAAUUGUGACUCCCGUUAGAAACUGAUAAGUGUAUUUGUCUUUCCGGUGUCAAUGAACUCAACUCUAGAUGUAUGGAAUAAAUCGAUGA